AUGCUAGCCGAAGACGCGGCACCGCCCUUUGAGGCACUCGACAUCGACCUUGAUCUUGCCCCUCUGCCGGCAAUGAAGGCGGCGGGCACGGCCAACUUCGACUUCUCAGGGUUGCUCUCACAACCUUUGCGGCUUCACGAAGACCUGGCCAACGGGUGCGGCGGGCAGACGUGGCCUGCAGGGUUUGUGCUCGGGAAGCACAUGCUGCGGUAUCACCACAGUGAUCUCCAAGACGCCAGAAUACUCGAGCUCGGCGCUGGUGGUGGCCUAGUGGGGUUGGCUGUAGCCCGCGGAUGCACCAUUGGCCACCCCCUCUACGUGACAGACCAAAUCGAGAUGUUCGACCUCAUGGGUAAGAAUAUUGGCCUAAAUGGUCUCGAAGCCAAGGUCAAAGCCGCCAUUCUCAACUGGGGUGAUGCUCUCUCCCAGGAGAUCAUCGAUUUCAAGCCCAACGUGAUCCUUGCUGCGGACUGCGUGUACUUUGAGCCCGCAUUUCCUUUGCUCUUGGCGACGAUGACCGACUUGUUGGCUUUGUGUCCCUCAGCCACAAUCUACUUUUGUUUCAAGAAAAGGCGGAGGGCCGACAUGCAUUUUCUCAAAAAGGCACAAAAGAAGUUCAACGUCGUUGAACUCGUGGACGAGGACCGCCCAGUCUUCAGCCGCGAGGGCCUUUUUCUAUUCGGCAUUACCGCCAAAGCACAGGCCAGCCAGAGUCAAAAAGUGACCCCUUGA
Messenger RNA from Microdochium trichocladiopsis, 732 nucleotides. Its product is annotated as putative methyltransferase-domain-containing protein. Bases 1 to 732 code for a protein of 243 amino acids. The record is from RefSeq and is a predicted model, not a curated record. The transcript has 3 exons. Lineage: Eukaryota; Fungi; Ascomycota; Sordariomycetes; Xylariales; Microdochiaceae.